UGUUAACUUUUUUGUCUUUGGGCGAUGCUAACUUGCUGACAAAAUUAAAAGCAACAAAAUAAUUUUUUCCAGCUAUUAGUGAAAAUUUGAUUUAUUGGCUCAAGUUUCCAGUCGAGAACAAAACUAUUGGUCUUUUUUUGCUUUAGUUAUGUCUGUACGCCCCAUGUGGUUUUCACAACAAUGUCUGAAGCAAAUGAUAUAAAUUCCGACAAUCUUUGCACGACGGAAGACGCAUUUGAAAAAUUUCAAGCGGUGUCUGUAUGUGAAGAAGAGGUGGAAUACAUUACGCUGUCCGACAUCGUGUCCCCGCCACCUCCCAACCACGACCCAAGUGAUAUUCUGCCCGAACUGCUCGCCGACGAUGUAAGUCCACCUCUCGUACCAGAAGAACCUGUAAACCAAGUAACAUCUACAACUGAUCAAAAUGUACAAGAAAUCCUACCGUCACCGAAAAAGCGGGGGAGAAAAAAGAAAGCUAAUAUGGAAUCGAGCAGUUGUCCAGUAAGUGGCCAAACUGAAUAUUACGACUCUGCGACAGUAAUUGACAAUGAAAGCAUUAAAAACAAUAUAACAUCCCUAGGGUUAGAAAACAGUUUUGAUAACAGUACAACAAACAAAGAGCAAGUGUUACCUGAAGCUCUCAUCAAUUCUAUCCCAAAUGAAACACCGAGGAUUUCUAGAAGGGGACGAUAUAUUAGGAAACCCGUAAUCAAGGAACCUAUUCAACAAAAAAUACCAAACAAGAGAGGUAGAAAACCAAAACAUCUACAAGUACCUGCCCCCUCUUUAGAAGAUGAGAAAAAUGUAACUCAAUAUUCUAAUAAUGAUAAUACAUCUUUGGAACAACCCAAAUUGGAAACUGUUAAAAGAGGAAGGAGAAAGAAAAGAAUACCAUCUGAAUGUAUAGAGUUUUCUAAUGAGGUUAUAAUUGAAAAUGAAACCAAUCUUGAUUUAGUACCACCAGUUGAAGAAACUUCAUUGCCUAAUGUGAAAAGGAAAAAAAGGGGCAAGAAAAUUAAAAAAUACGAUUUAAAUGAUACUUCGACUAUAGAAAAAGAACAAAAAAGUGAUGAAGUUGAACAACUAACAUGUUAUAAUCCAGAAUUAUUUGCAAAUGAGUUAACAGAAGAUGAAAUAGAAGACAUGCCAUUAGUGGCAUUAAGUAAUAAAAUAGGUAAUGACAGAAAAACUGCCACAUCUGAUAUCCCAUUGGGUACAGAGAAUGAAUUAUUGAUAGAAAUGACUAAAGCAAGUGAAAUAAAAGACAAUGUUGGUGUGCAAAAAACUCAAAAAAAACGUGGCAGACCUAAAAAAGUACAUACAAAUGAUUUUACUCUAAACCAGUCGCCUGAGAGUGAGAAAGAUAUUAUUACUACUAACAGUAUAGGUAAACACAUAAACAUACAAGAACAAGAAACAAAUGAUUCAAAAAUGUGUAUUGAUGAAUUAUCAGCAAAUAAUAAUACUUUUGAUAAUAACGCUAAGGAUGAGGCGACAACCUUCCAGGAAUCCCAAGAAGAUAUACUCAAUGAUUCUCCUAAUAAAAGAAACUCAAAAAAGCCUAUUAUGUCAGACUUUGAAUAUAAUAUAGAUAGUAUUAUUAAAAAUGAUAAUGAAAGUGACAAUGUUGCAUCAAGAUUAAAGGACCCUAGUGAGCCAGAAACAGAGGAUUCAUCAAAAAGACCUGUUCGUCGUAAAGUAAAAAAGAAUUUACAUUAUGACGAAGGAUCAGAUGAGGACCCUUAUGCUAACAUUGAGCUAUCGGAUGAUGAACCACGAAGAAGGAAGGGUGGAAAAUACUAUUCUGAUGAUGAAUAUAUUCCAGGUGGUAAAAGACAACUAUCAGAUGCAUCUGAUAGUGACAUUGACAUUGAUGAGGAUGUAGAUGUAAAUGAAUUAUUAGGUGAAUCUAUAAAACACAGAGGUAGAAAAUACAAAGGGUCUGAAUCAGGGUCUAGUCCACGAAAAAGAGCCAAAAAAGGAGAUAAAAGUAAACCAAAUAAUCUUGAUGUUUUCACUCAAAAACCUACCACAGAAAGUACUGAUGAUCUUGAAGAUUUAUUAGAAACAUCAGUUAUCAAAACCAGUGAUGAUACUCCAAAAUCUUGGGGUUCAACCAAAGAGUUUAAUGAUUUUCUUAUAAAAAUAUCUCAAGCACCAGACAUUAAAAUCAAAAAAGCAAAAUCAAUGGACACUUCAAAAGCUCCUCUGCAGAUACCAAUUAUAGACCAAAAUGAGGUAAAAAAAACUUAUGAAAUGUGUGCACAAACUGAUACUAUUACCACUAAGUCUGUUUUAGUUCAGACAACCAGUGUUCAUGAAUUGCCCAUGAAAAACCAAGUUCAGCUGACAAGUGAGCAGUCAGAAAAAGCUUGUGAGUUCCUAUCAGGAAUCGUAAGGACAACUGCAGAACUAGGUCAACUUAUGAUACAAAAAUCUGAAAAUUUCAUAGAAAAGAAAAUUAAUACUACCCAUGUAACAGAUACAUUAAAAAUGGACUUUUGUGUUCAAAAAUCUUUUUUACUAUUUAGACUAGCUAAACAUAACUUAGUUCAAAUGGAAGAAGAUCUAGCAAAACAAUAUACUGAAUUUUUAAAGGAAAACAAUUUGAUUCAGCAUAGAGAAGAACUAAAAGUUAUUGAACCCACUUCCAAAGCUGCAAAUAGUGACAGUGAUUGUGAAAUUGUUGAAGAACCAUUGGAAAAUAAUAAGGAAGUGAAACAAGCUUUUAAUCCGAAAACUGUCUUCCUCAACAAAGAGUUGUCCAUUAAAAUAGCCAAAAAAUCUUGUGAGGAACCAAAACCGAAAGAGAAGGUGAAUGUAAAAGGUAGACAUACGGUUUGGAUUAAUGACUCUAUAAUGGUUAAAAAAGUAAAACCUACUCAGUCUUUUUUAGCCCAGGACAGCCGAAAUAAAAAACCACCUGAUACUUACAUUACAUUAAAAAUGGUAAGUGACUUUUUUAAGAUUUAUAAUCAGCAAAAGGCAAUAUCAACGUGCGCUCAACUUUUGAGACCUCAGUGGCUUAAUGUGAAGCAAAAUUAUUUUUGCUAUUAUUUUUUUCACAAAACAUGUGAAACUUCUGAAAGUUCUGUUACUAAUGAGGAAUUAACAGCUAAUGUUACAGUUACUGAAAAUUUACAAAACAUGAAUGAUUUGAAGCCAUUGAAUAUACACCCUAAAUCAUUAUUGACACUUUGUACAAAAGCUAUACAAAAAUUGAUGCUUGUUGAAGAUAAUGACACAGCAAAGAAAUGUUUUUUAAGUCCAAACAUUAAAACAAGCAGUCUUAAUUCUGAUAUUUUAUUAAGUAUCUGUGAAGAUGAAAUGAAAGAUAUUAAAUGCUUAAGUGAUUUAAAUGGAAAAAAAGUAAAUGUUGGCCAUCUUAAAACACUUUGUUAUAAGAAGCUUGUUGAACUUAUCUGUAUGCCUGAUUUCAGUGAGAGUAAUGUAGAAAAGGUUCUGACAUACAAAUGCAAGAAAAAUAACAGUAUUUAUAAAAUAAAUGAAGAUACUCGUGAAGAAAAAUGUAGUGCAUUUAUAGAGAAAAAAAAACCAUUACUGGAUACUCCUAAAUUUAUAGAGAAAGUAGAGCCGUUAUUUACCCUUUGCUUAAGAAUUAUACAAGAUAGCCAAAAAGCACAUGAAACUCCAAUAUUUGUAAAUAAAAGAAGAUUUUUUGAACCACAUUCAUUAAAAUCUAUAGUUCUUAAUAAAGUAAAAAAUGUUAUUCAGAAACAAAUAGGCCUCAGUGAUAAUCAUGCAAAUAAAACAGAUAUUUUUCAAGAUUGCGUUACUACUGAACCAAUACAAAUAAAUAAUUUUAAUUUUGAUAUAAAAGAACCAAGUUCUCUAAAUUUUCUUUGUAUUGAUGUUCUUAAUAAUCACAUCCUUUAUAGAUUGAAUUCAAGUUUUCCAAAUUCUCUUAAAUCACUUUGUAUUAACCAUGUUAACAAUAUCUUAAAUAAAGAAGAUAAAAAUGAUGGUCAAUUUACCAUUGAAUCACAUAUAGGUGAUUUAAAUUUUACCAUUAAUAAUGUGAACACUGUCUCAGAAGAGGUCUUUUUAAAUGUUACUGAUGAAGAUUACAAUGAAGAUAAUCAAAUGGAAACAUUUGAUGGGGAAAAUAAUUUUUCUGAUGACUGUGAAGCUGACUAUGAAAAUGACGCAGAAGAUGAUAAUAAUGUUACAGAUGAUGAUAAUAAUGUUCCAGAAGAUGAUAAUAAUGUUCCAGAAGAUGAUAAUAAUGUUCCAGAAGAUGAUAAUAACUGGGUUUCCCAAGUUCAAAUGAAAGAAUUACGAUCUUUUAUAGAGCCCAUUAAUAAUACCGACAGCGAAAAAGCGCCCCAAGUUUCAGAUUUGCUUCCAAAGAGUACAGUAAACAUCAAAGCUGAGCCUUUAGAUGAACAACCUGAUAAUAUUGCAGAAACAAAUGUAAAAAUGGAGCCCCUGGAUGAAGAGGACUCUAGUUUUCUGCCUCUAAUAGAAACCAAACAAGAGCAUAUUGAGGCUAUGUCCUCUUCAAAAGAACCUAUUCAAAGACAGAAUAGCAAUAGUUAUGAUGAAAACACAUUUGAAACCUUUGUAAGUUCAAAUAAAAUGAUUACAUCGAUGACUAAUUACGAAUUUUCACAUGAUGAAGUUUUCACUCAAAGUACAUCUAGAGUUCGUAGACAGUAUGAACCUGAUUCUGAUGACGAAAUUGAAAAUUUAGCUGAUAGUUUAAAUUUGUUGGUACCUCAAAAUAUUGAGAAAGCUAAAGAUAGAUUAAUGGAAAGUAGUUCAGACGAAGAUACUAAUAAAAAAACUAAACCAGAGAAACGUGCCAGAGGAAGACCUAAGAAAAAUGCUAAAACUAAUAAUCCACAACCUGUUGUUAAAGAAAAUGUAGCAUCAAAAAGUGAAUUGGCUAUCUUAACUAGAAGAAUGAAAGAGAAAAUUAGGCAAGUUGAAAAGAAAAAUAAAUCUUCAGAGUCUGAAUCGGAAGAUACACCUUUAAAUGUUAUUAAAGAAACUAGUGAUCCGCAAUCUGCUAAAGAAAAUCUAACAUCAAAAAGUGAAUUGGCUAUCUUAACUAGAAGAAUGAAAGAUAAAAUUAAGCAAGUUGAAAAGAAAAAUAAAACUUCAGGGUCUGAAUCGGAAGAUACAUCUUCAAAUAUUAUAAAAGAAAAAGAAAAAAGUAGAGGCAAAUCUAGUAAAAAACAACCAAGUGACUGUAAAGAACCUGACAAAGAAAUUCAAUGUAGUGAUGUUGAUUCUACUGAACAGAUUAAUGAAUUUGACACCAAGCUGAAUGAAAUCACACCUACUAAAGACAAACAAAUAUCUGAAAAGGACACAAACGAAAAAGCUGCGGUAAGCUGUGAUAAAGAACUUAACAAUUUUAAUGAUGAAGAAAAUAAUGUAUCUGAUAUGGAUGAUAGGUCAAACUCGCCUUUAAUAAAUACUGAAGAUCCAGUGGAACUUCUAGAAUGUGAGCCAAAUAUUGCAAUGUUAAUGGAAAGGCCGCCUAUCAAGAAGAAACUGAAGAAGAAAGAUUUUUCUAAACCAGGGCCUCGUUGCUCAAAAAAAGAUUAUGUACCUUACAUUGACCGCCAUGGUUGGAAUUGUUAUCCCAUCAAUACUAAUGAUAGCAAGAUUUAUCAGGAUGCUCAGAUAUUGUUACACAAACUGCCAGAGUCGUUUGUUCAAACAUAUCUGAAAUACCAAGACCUAUCUGAGCAGUCUAAAGAUGAUUCAGAAGUUGACAAACUGACAAAUUUGCAAUCAUUACAUCGAGUUACAUCAAAAGAAAAAGGACGUCAGAAAACCAAAGACAAUAAAAAUAUCACUUCCGAACAUGGUAAAACAAAAUCUUCAGAAACUGACACAAACUUCCAGACCGAUGUCAAAGUUGAACCAUGUGAAGAGCUCUUGCCUUCUGAAGAUGAGGACGACAAUACUGGUUAUAUUACCCCUCCUGAUACAAUACAGCGAAGUGCAGAGAACUGUUUGGCGAAAGAUUUCUUGAUGAAUGAAGACAAUGAUAGUGAUUCUGAAAAACCAGAAGGAGCAAGUAAAAAACAAGCUAUAAAAAAUGACGAUGAAGAAACCGCCAUCAAAAAGUCAAAGCGUUCUUCAAAGUCUAAAACUGAUGAUGCACAAGUUAAGCCAAGUGAGGAGCUAAUGCUGACUGCAGAUAAGGUGAUGAACAAAGAGUUGGCACUGUUACACGCACCCGUUGAGCUAGACUCCGAAUUGCCUGAGAUUAAAUUUGCGACCAGGUCGGCAACAAAAAAUCCUAAUAAAACUAGUCCAAAAACACAUACAGUCAGAGAGAAUAAAGACAAAGACGAUUCCUCCUCAGAAGAAGAGAAGCAAUGGUUCACAACUAAAGAGAAGCUUCUCAAACGACUGGAGAAGAAGCAAGAAUGCCCAAGUGUGGAUGAUGCGAAACGUGCAAAGAUCAUCAACGAAUUCAUUGAGAAGCGCGUCGAGGGACCACAAAUAAGGUUGCGCGCUCGACCAAUUCGCAAACCUCGUUCCAGCAAGAAAAUGAUGGAAAGACGAAAGCAAAUGAAAAUACUUACUAGAGAGCUCUUAGGCGACGACGCUUCGCAUACAGGCAAGAAGUCCUACCAGACGUACGGGAAAGGGCGCCGCAACAUCAGGAAGGUGAUAAACAGAAAAGCACUGUCGCUGAGCACUGUGACGGCGAACAUGGAGGAGUCCCAACGGAAACAGAGGCUGGCAAUGCGGCAGACGCAACUUAGAGAGAUCCUCGGAUGCGAGGAAGGCGUCAACGUUGUGGUGAUCAACGAUGAGCUCUGCCUCGAGUACGACUUCGACACGCUUCAGCCGGUAGUCACCGUCCACCCUUUCUUCACUAAGGUCAUGAAGGCGCAUCAGUACGAGGGAGUGAAGUUCAUGUGGGACGCGUGCUUCGAGAGCGUGGAGCAGGUGCAGAGCGGGCACCCGGGCGGCGGCUGCAUCCUCGCGCACUGCAUGGGGCUCGGGAAGACGCUGCAAGUGCUGGCAUUACUGCACACGGUACUAACAAACCCACAAGUGGGCAUGCAGCGAGUGCUGGUGUGCUGCCCACUGUCCACUGUGCUCAACUGGGUGGACGAGAUCCACAAAUGGAUAGGUCCUGUUACAGGAAAGAUCAAGGUGUUCGAACUGUCGAAACUGAAAAAGACUUACGAACGCGCCUACCAACUAGAGGACUGGUACAACGGUGGCGGAAUAUUCAUAAUCGGUUACGAGUUAUUCAGAAGUCUGUCCACUCUCGAUCCAGUGUUAGACUGCGUGAGGGUCACCAUACUGAAUAAGAUCAGAUCAGCGUUAUUGGACCCCGGGCCGGACAUUGUCAUAUGCGAUGAAGGCCAUUUGCUAAAGAACGACUGUUCUGUGCUUGCUGUGGCCAUGAGCAGAGUCAGAACUAGACGGAGGAUCAUUCUGACUGGAACGCCGAUGCAGAACAAUCUGCGAGAGUACUACUGCAUGGUGAACUUUGUCAAGCCGUGUCUUCUUGGCAGCUACUCAGAAUAUUCUAAUCGGUUCGAAAAUCCUAUAAUGAACGGACAGCACAGGGAUUCCAUAGAAGAAGACAUAAAGCUCAUGAAAGCAAGGACCCACAUUCUUCACAAAGUGUUAGAAGGAUGCCUUCAGAGGCAAGAGGCUUCCGUCCUCUACCCGUAUUUACCAAAGAAGCACGAGUACACAGUGUUCGUAUCGCUAACCAAAAGUCAAAGGGAGAUGUAUAUGCACUACCUUAAGAAUUACGCCAAAGAAACUAAACAGAGUGUGCUCAAAGACUUCCAUGUGCUCCAGAAAAUAUGGACUCAUCCUCAGGUUUUGCACAACUUUUUCAUGAAGAGCCAGGAUGAUGAGAAGGAACAAAAAAUAAAAGUGGAGAAAGAGGACGACCUGGUGGCGGAGGACCUGGGCGCGUCGGAGGACACCAAGCCCAGCACCAUGGAGACGUGGUGGCUGCCGUACGUGUCCGAGAGCGACGUGCUGGACGAGCUGAACAGCUCCAACAAGUUCCUCGUCAUCUUCCGCCUGCUGGAGGAGUGCAUCGCGCUCGGGGACAAAGUGUUGAUAUUCUCAACGUCUCUGUACACGAUGGACGCGCUGGAGUACUUCCUGCGGCGCAUGAACCACUGGUCGCUGGGCCGCGAGUACUACCGGCUCGACGGCUCCGUGCCGGCCGAGGUGCGCCAGAAGUGGUGCCGCGAGUUCAACGCCGACACCAACACUGGGACCAAGUUGUUCUUGAUAUCGACGCGUGCGGGCUGCCUCGGGCUGAACAUGACCGCCGCCAACCGCGUCAUCAUACUGGACACGUCGUGGAACCCCGCGCACGACAUCCAGAGCAUAUUCCGCGUCUACAGGUUCGGCCAGAGGAAGGACUGCUACAUAUACCGGCUGGUGGCCAUGGGCACUAUGGAGCAGAAGAUCUACGAGCGUUCGGUGACGAAGCAAGCGGUGGCGUGCCGCGUGGUGGACGAGCAGCAGAUCGACCGCCACUACAACAUGUCGGAGCUGACGGAGCUGUACAGACUGGACGAGGACGGCACGGGCGUGGCGGCCGGGCUGGCGGCGGGCGUGCGGGACGCGGCGCUGCUGCGCGUGGCGGACUACGACACGUCCACCGGGCCGCUGCUGUACGCCGUGCACGAGCACGACUCGCUGCUGCGCGGCUCGGGCGAGAGCGGGCUGGCCGAGGACGAGCGCGCCGCCGUCUGGAGCCAGUUCCAGGAGGAGCACGCCAACAAGCAUAUACAGAAUAUCGCAUUGAAGCUUCCAAAAAAUCCCAAGGUCAACGGAGAGAAUGCCAAACAAGACCCUAAUAAUCAAACUGCGCCUAAUGCGCCCGACGCGAAGCCAAAAUCUAAAAGAGGAAGAAAACCAUUAGCCAGUAAAAACCCUCCGCCGGCUCAACCUUCAACAAGUUCUCAAGAUAACCGCGUUCUGGACCAGGAAGAGUCGAUGAUACAAAAAAUUAUGCAAAUUCUUAUUCAACACAACUUCCAUACCAACGGGCCAGAAGAAAUCGGUGAGCUAAUCAAAAAUGUACGAAAGACUGUAUCAAAUCCUAAACGAAUGAGCUUUAGACACAUCGACCCGAUGACAGCGAGCAUUGCUCAGGUUCUGUUAGAGGAGGAUGCCAUGGCUGCAGCACCUAAGCUGACCGUCGAAAAUUCCGACCAAAGCCAGUACGUGGAGCCGGCGGAGUCGACAGAAACGAUAGUUGGAACCCUAGCAGAUUACAACACUAUAUGUUUCGAUCAAAAUGAAGGUCAGGAAUUGCUGAUGGAACAGCCGCUUAAAAGACGUCGGAGAAAACGAAACGAAGCUGAUUCAAAUUCCAUUCAGGAUCAAAACGAAUUAGCCGAUACAGAUUCGACGGAGAUGAUCGUCGGCACCCCAGUAGAAAACAGUAUAUUCUUCGACGACUCUACAGAAGUUCAAGAAGUAGAAGACAUUCCGCUUAAGAAGCGAAGGCGCCAACGGAGGGAAUCUGACGAGGAAUAUGUCCCGGAUAAACAGAAAAUUAAAAAGUUGACAGAUAAACUGAAGCCGAAAACAAGAAAAUCAAACGAAUACAAUCCUAACUCUAACUCUGAAAACGCCGAAGAAAUGAUCAUUUCCGAUCUGCCGUCAACGGAAAAUACAACACCUAUCAUUGCAGAAGAAGAAGUGCCACAACAAACAGUUGCCACAAACAGAAAAGCUUCUGGUAAAAAAGAGAAAGAUAAAGUGAAAAAGAAAAAUCAACCCGAACUAGAGGUCAUUAGUGACAAAGUACAAGAACCAGAGAAUGUCAGUGAAAGUAUUUUACUGAGCGACGAUGACGAACCAGUGACUGCGCCCGCUAAAGCACCAGAUGUAAUCCCGCAAAGUAAUAUAAAGCUCGAGAAACCGCAAAGCGUUAUGGUUAAGCAAGAACCAAAGCAAAGCAAAGAACCACCAAUACCUUUACACAAGUCGCUAUUAACCAACAAAAACUUCAUCAAAAUAGUAGCUCACACUUACCUCACCGGCAACCCGAUGCUGGACGAAGACGCAGCGGUGCUGGCCGCUCAGUACAGCACGCUGAAAGCUCUCAAGGAGUUGGAGGCGACCAACAAAGACAUUGUCAGUGGUCCGAUAUACGAUAUUGCUGUGCAGGUGUUAGGAAGAGAUUUGCUAAAGAAGCUCCAUAACGCCAGUUCUACUAAAAAAGACGACGACAUCCAGACAACGAGUUCACCGAUAACGGCACACACAGACACUUCUGACGUAAACAAACCUGUAGAUGACGCACCGGUCGAAGUUAAAAACAAACCGGGCCCCAGAGGCAAAUCUUUGGGUGUCAAGAGAGAGUCGACGAAGAAAGAGAAACAUACGAAAACUAGUACAAUAACAAUCGACGAUGACUUCCCUGCGCCGUCGACUAGCACCGCUCCGGCGCCCAGGAGACGGCCUGGACCACGGACUGCCGUGUCUGCGCCGGAAGUGGUGCCUGUGGGACUGUUCCAAGGUCCGUCGACAUUGCUGCCGAGGUUUCCAUCACAAGACGAGUGCAUACUGCCAGAUGAUGACGACGCCAUCAUCGUCGGCGACGCUCCGACCAUUGUCGAACACACAACAAGUAAACGCGACACUCGAAAUCGCAUUUCUGGUGAACAAACAGUCGUUCAGCCCAAAGUUGUGCAGAUUGUUCAAAAGCAGCCUGUGGUCAAUCCGAUACCUCUGCCUCCGCCUCCAGCAGCUUCACCAGCACCGACUCCUCAGAAGCAAGUCGGUUCGGGCAAUGAGACGAUCUGUUUGGACAGCGAUGAAGAGGAACCAGUUCAACCAGUCGUACAGAAAGUGCGUAAAGCUGUCAAGUCGACGACCAAGCUUCCUUACUCCGACAACGUCACCACAUCAACGGACAGCGUCUGCCACGUCACGCCUGUAACGAAAAGUGAUUUGAACACCAUACUGGAUAAGAAAAAGAAAAUCUUGCUCGUUCCGACUUCAGAAUUCAAAUCUAUGCAAUCCAAGAACGCACCUAUAUCCUCAAAGUCCGUCUUCCAGCAAGGGUCCACGACAUCACAAACUGCCUCGAUAUCGAAAGAGCCGAUCUCGACUACGCGCCAAACUAAUUACAAAGACGUCGGCAAAACGACAGAUCAAUUGAAGAGUCAAUGUUUACCCGGAGACAUCAUACGAAUAAGCAAGGCUGGGAAGGUGGAGAUUUUAAGAAAAACCGAACAGUCCACCUCGUUGGUCGACCCGUCCGCGGAUAACUCUUUCACCAUCAUACCAGAAGAAUUGAUCAACAUAGACAAUAAUGCCAAAAAUGACGCGAAAACGCCACUCAAGACUGUAAAAUCUGCGGCAUACACGAACUACAAGACACCAGUGUCGAAGUCCAAAACUAUAACAAUCCCAAAAAGUUCUAUUCAAGGCAUUAGAUUGAAAUUGAAUCCCCCCGAGAACACACCAAAGGUGACAGCAUCAGAAAGUGCUCCUAAAUCGUACUCCAAAAGCUCGACCGUUUUAAGCUCCAUCGUCUCGAGAUCUAAAUCCCCGGAUCCACUGUCUGUACUUCAGAAUGUUGUGCAAAUACCCGCAGAUAAAUAUCAAGCUACGAUGGCAACUCACAGUGCGGACUCCCGUUCACUUCAAAAACCAACAGAUUCAAAUAAAAUUAAUGAAAAAUAUAAAGUUAUUGCGACACCAACUAAAACGACUGUCAAUAAUUCUGUUAAAAGGGAUAGUGUUCUUUUAAGACCGUCAGAAGUAACGAAGCCGGAAGCCCGCAGUGCUAAUAGCAAAGUUAUCGAUCUCACUGAAGCUCUGACGAUGGUCAGCGAAAUACAAAAAAAAGCGUCUCCUAAAACGGUCGUUAGCAAUGUCAAGGUGUCAGGAAGUUCGAAAGACAUUUCGAUAAGCAAAGCGGGCAAACUCAUGACCAGUAACAAGAUUAAGCCGUCGACAUCAUUCGACACGUCAACGAAACCCAAUACUAGUCUGAAGAAGCCCGCUGCUACUGAAGUGAGCAAGCGACCUUCGCCCUGGCAAGAUACGCUCCCUUAUAAGAAGAAGAAACCAGAUGGCCACAGAUUGACUCUGGCCGACUUUGACAUCGACGAUUUGGACGACAUCAUUGAGUUGGAAUAGAAUUAUUAUUAUUCAUCUAAGAUAUUAUAAAAUGAUUAUAGUUGAUUUAGCAUUAAUGCAAUGUAAUAAAAGGAAAAAAAUGUAAAAUUGUUCUAAGAAUAAUGACUCUACUCUCGUUUAAUUUAGAAUAUAAAGUCAUAUUAUGUAAGUGAAGUUACAAAUUUAUAUAUUAUGAUUUAUUUUAGUGACCGUUCAUAAAUUAAGUCACAUGUUGAGAGGUUCAACAAUAAGUGACACGCGAAAGACAAGAGUAGCUUUGUGAGGUCAGAUGUGACAAGCAAAAGAUUUUCAUUUCAAGUAUUAGUAGAAGCUCCGAAUUAGAAACGACCUUCACCCAUCAGUUUAAUUAAUGAAAAGUGUGUUCACAAAUUUUAGUAAGUUAAAAAAUAUAUAGAGAGUAGGUUGCUAAUACCUGGACAAACUAUUAUUAACUAUCAUUAAUGUUUGGCCAGGACUUUUUGAGGCAAUAUUUUUUUUAACAUACAUGAUUUUUGAUAUAUAACACUUUUCAUCCAUUAAACAGAUGGGUGAAGGUCGUUUCUAAUACGUAUUUCUUCCACGCUGAAAUUAUAAAAUUCAUGUGACGUAUUUUAUGGAUGGCCCCUUAUUGUGAUAUCAGCUAUUAUGUUUAUUUCGUUUGUAUUAAGAAUAUUUUAUUUUUUGACUUUCUGUGACUGCAUUACAUACUCAGCGCGAGUAUCAAGUAUCUUGUAGUUAUAAGAAUAGUUAUAAUAGUAUAAGUGUUUUAUUCUAUAAGAUACAUAGUUACUAGCAUGUGUUUCGAAAUACUAUUGUAGUUUUUUUUUAUUUUUUAAAUUAAAAUGAAAAAAAGCUUUUACCUAUUUCAUCAUUAAGUAAUACAUAAUAAUUAGUGUACGUAAAACUUAUAUACAAGUAUCAUUACGUAUGUUGAAACUAUACUGUAAGGUAUUGUGUGUGGAACCACUUUGAUAAUUUAAAACGAUUCAUUUGCAUGGGGAAUUUGUUUUGCUUGGUACCCGCAAGGUUCAGGGUCAAAUUUAACUAUAUUUUUUGUUUACAUUUGUUCUAUGAGUAGCUAUAAGAUUUAUCACAAUGCCAUCAAGUAUUUCAGUGCGGUGCCAGUCAGUGAUAUUGUUUAUGGUAAACUAGUAGACGCCCGCGAUUUCGUCCGCGUGAAAUCCUGCCAGCUAUCCAACGGUGUGCAGACCAUAGACGCAAAAAUGCCUUGCCUACCCUGAGAACUCAUUACGAACCCGUAUUGCCUAUAGUACCUAUAGUGCAUACCCUAGUUAAUAAUCCUGUGCACGCCACUGACCCUAUUCUACCCUAUCCCUACUCUAAGUAUAGUAUGUUCGUCUCCUGUUUCUUAGCUAGCUAUCCACCAAUUUUCAGCCAAAUCGGUCCAGCCGUUCUUGAGUUAUAAAUAGUGUAACUAACACGACUUUCUUUUAUAUAUAUCGUCGUUAUCAACCCAUAUACGGCUCACUGCUGAGCUCGAGUCUCCUCUCAGAAUAUAUAUAUAGAUAUAGAUAUAUCGUACCAUAGUUCACACCAAACAUCUAUUCUGCUCUGAAGUUGAGACCCGACGUACUGGCAGGCAGUGGCGUGCACAAGGUAUGCAGUAUUGGUACAUAUUGCACUAAAUGGAAAAUUCCUCCUCCAAAACAGGUACGCAAUGAAUCCUCAGGGUAUGCAUUGCGUUUAUGCAUCUAUGAAGUCACUUGUUGGCAGGUAUAUUAGACCGGCUAACAUAUUUGUUUUUUAAUUGCGCUACCUAGUACAUGCCCAUAGAACUUCAUAGAAGAUUAUAGGUUUGGUUAGAUUUAUACUUCAAUGUCAGACUGCAUCGUCACAUAACAAGUCGGGUGUUAACUUGUAUAGU
This is a messenger RNA of Bicyclus anynana (squinting bush brown), 14002 nucleotides long. RefSeq lists its product as uncharacterized. The transcript is spliced from 22 exons. The coding region runs from base 181 to 12138 and encodes 3985 amino acids. Gene Ontology annotation, cellular component: nucleus. Lineage: Eukaryota; Metazoa; Arthropoda; Insecta; Lepidoptera; Nymphalidae. The record is from RefSeq and is a predicted model, not a curated record. Gene Ontology annotation, molecular function: ATP binding; ATP hydrolysis activity; DNA binding.